CUGCUCUCUGCUCCACUUUGUUCUGACUCCGUAAUCCAUACACGGUACAACUGAGUACAACUCAGUACAACUCCGUACACGAUAUGGAAGAACGCAGGAUGGCACGCGGAUAGUUGAGGCCUUUUUACAUUUAUUUAUAUUUUUCACGGACGCGCGCUCUCACGAGCAAUUGUGAUGGCGUCGACUUAUAUCAAAGACGAGACGGGUACAUUUAUCCCAGCAAGCCAACGACCCGAUGGUACAUGGCGAAAGCAACGACGUGUGAAAGAUGGAUAUAUUCCUCAGGAAGAAGUUCCUUUAUAUGAAAGUAAAGGAAAGCAAUUGAUAAAGAAGCCUUUAUAUCCUGUGGGUGCCAGUCCAGAAUUUAUAGCAGAACAUAAAGCCAAGCUAGAAGCUCUAGCGGCAAAAAACAAAGUAAUACCUGGUACACAAACAAAAACUCAAGAAGGAUCCAAGAAGAAGAAAAAGAAAAAUAAAUCUAAAACUGUGGAACCUGUUGCCGAAGGAUUAUCCAAAAUCAUGAUCUCAGAGCCUGAAUUUCAUAAAGAAGUUCCAACUCAUACCGAUAAACCACUAUCUACUGCAAAGCAAACCACAACAAACAAUAUAACUAAAGACAAUUCAAGCACAUUGUCGCAGAAAACGACAAUUGAACCACAAAAGAGAUUAAAAAAUCUUCGUAAGAAAAUUAGAGAAAUAGAAGUAUUAGAGGAUAAAAUAAAAACUGGUGCUCUGAAAAAUCCUGAUAAGGAGAUACUUGACAAAAUCAGACGGAAAAUAGAGAUUUCGAAAGAAAUAAAAAGAUUAGAAGCUUUAUAGAUCAUAUCGAAUUAAAACUUAUACAAAUUUGUCAAUGCCAUUGCAAAUGACGUUGUAAAACUUGAUUGAUAACAAUCCUAUUCUAUAGCAAGAA
Molecule: messenger RNA, 913 nt
Organism: Acromyrmex echinatior (Panamanian leafcutter ant)
Lineage: Eukaryota; Metazoa; Arthropoda; Insecta; Hymenoptera; Formicidae
Gene: Pym
Product: partner of Y14 and mago
Biological process (GO): exon-exon junction complex disassembly
Cellular component (GO): exon-exon junction complex; cytoplasm
Molecular function (GO): RNA binding
Source: RefSeq, a predicted model, not a curated record